AUGCGUUGGACACUCGCUUUCAUCGUUCUCAUCGUCUGCCAAGGUAAACGACAGCACGUGUUUGCCGACGAUUUCUGAAAAACGUUUUUCGGAGGUGUCCUGUCUUUUGGCAGUCUGAACCUCAACGACAUUACAAAAACACUCGAAGCGAAAAAUGUGACGGAUCCGAUCGGGAAUGCUAUCAAUCGAAGCAUCCAAGCGAUCAACAACACUGUCAGCAAUGCGGUUGUCAAUGGAACCGUCACGCACAUCAACAAUAGUGUUGGAGACGUUGCAAACGGAACCGUCCACAGUCUAAACGGUACUCUCACCAAUGCGGUCAGCAAUGUCUCGCAAGGAGUUUUCAAUGCUGCCAACAAUACUUUGAGUGUGGUCAACGGGACGAUUUCAGUUUUGAGCAAUGCCACCCAAACGGCUCACAACCUUGGAAACAACACCCUUCAGAUGCUGAUCAAUACGACGAAUCCGUCGUCCAACUACCAAGGUCCGGGUCCGAACGCAACGUGGAAUGGAACUGGUAAUCAGGCGGCCGGAAACGUUGGUCUCCAUUGUUAUGUAAAUCUACAAUAUCUCAAUUAUUGUUCUUUCAGAAAAAUCAUUUCGAGCAACUGCCCAACGGACUCAAUUUCAGCGCGUUGAACCCGAAUUUCGAGGCUUUUGUACGUAUUUUUCUGAAAAAUGUUCUACACAGUCACAGAAGAUUGUCUAGAACGCUACCGACGUUUUUAGUCGAGUGGUGGCCAACAACAAGGAGGUGUACGUGUUGCAUUCGGUGCAGACGAACGGGAAAACGAUGGUAUUCGAUCCGUACACGAUCGGACAAGUGAUCGGCUACAUUUAUGAGGUACGGUAGGGUAUGCAAUGCAAUGUCACCGGUUACGGUAGCUUUGAAAGUGUGAAUUGUGACGUGACGGUGUCUACACACACAAUUUCAACUUUCAGCUGGCCGAGUUCGGACCUCAAGGACCGCCCGGAGGAUUCACGAUCGCACUGAUGAACGGCGGAAACCUUCCGUCGAGCCAAAAACGAUCGGUCCCUGGAAAGAGCAGAGCGGCGACGCUCAUUUUCCGAUUGAAAUCUAAGAGAUCCGAGGACGUCUGGAACGAUGUGCCCUACGAUGAUUUGGAACAAUUGCAAUCAAUAUUUUGA
Molecule: messenger RNA, 1149 nt
Organism: Caenorhabditis sp. 36 PRJEB53466
Lineage: Eukaryota; Metazoa; Nematoda; Chromadorea; Rhabditida; Rhabditidae
Source: the annotation of a GenBank genome assembly